Molecule: messenger RNA, 596 nt
Organism: Marchantia polymorpha subsp. ruderalis
Lineage: Eukaryota; Viridiplantae; Streptophyta; Marchantiopsida; Marchantiales; Marchantiaceae
Source: the annotation of a GenBank genome assembly
AAGCAAGUGAAGAACGAGCUGCCUUCAAUCUUCUAGUCGAUCAACAACUUCCUCAUCUAGCUCUAUCGCAAUCCCGGUUACUCACAUCCGUCAUCAUGUCGAGCUGCGACUGCGACAGGAAGACCAGCAAUGGAGGCAACUGCGACUCCAGCUGCAAGGAGUGCGAGCCCACUUUCGUCUUCGAGACCACCUCAAGCCCAAAGAUGGUCUACUCCCCUGUGGUGGUGACCGCCAAGGCUGCUGGAGUUGUGGCUGUUGAGGCUUCCGUCGCAGAUAUAGGCCAGUGAAUCUGUCGAUUGAAGGUCUAGAGAUGCAUCCGGUCAUGGGAAUAUGCAUAAGCCUACUCUGUAUUCGAGGACGAAUGUUCAAGUUCUUAUAGCUCUGCACUCGACCUUGACGAAGUAAAAUAACUUACGCCAUCGGGUAUGCAUGCCCCGGGCUUAGCCAAUUGAAGUUCCGCUCAGACUGGCCAUGGGCGGGCCCAUCAACACUCAUUACAUGCCUUGCCAUGCGACCAGACAAUCGGUAACUUUUUUGUCUGAGGAUGUAUUCUCGACUCUUCAAUAAAAUCAACCUGUGAAUAUUUCUGAGGUGUC